UUUUUCUUUUGGACCAGAUAUACUUCUUCUUCACGUUUGUCGCUUUUUUUUUUUUUUUGGGAUUUUUUGUUUGUUCUAGUCUCUUCGAUCUCCGGCGAGGCAGCUCCACUGCAGUUUAUCAUAAAAGCUAAGUCUUUUUGUGUUCUGCAGCAAUAAGAAAAAAAAUCCAAUGGAAGAGCCUCAUUCAGUGAACAGUCCGAGGCGAAUCCUUAGUUUUUCAAAAAGGAGAAAAACAACAACAGCAUCUGUCUCAUUUGUUGACCCCAAUGAUGAAAAAGCUAAUUCUGGGUUUGGAGUUUCAGGGGAACACGGUCCUAAGCCUUCCGAGGUUUAUGGGUUUGUUGGUUCCAUUACAACUGUUGUUGCUACAGCUAUUUUCUUGAUUUGGGCAUAUAUUCCUGAGCAUUGGUUACAUUCAGUUGGGAUUUUCUAUUAUCCUAGCAGAUAUUGGGCUGUGGCAGUUCCAACUUAUGCUAUGGUGAUAAUAAUAUUAGCUAUUGGAUUCUAUGUUGGCCUCAACUUCAUGUCAACCCCACCACCAACUUCAUUAACUGCAAUGUUUGUUCCAUUGGUAUCAGAGCUGCAUUUUUGGCAUCUAUGGCAAAGAAUAUAACUCAUAGAUUGCAUAAGGAAGUAGCGUAGUUACAAGCAGAAGUCCAACAGAUUGAUAGAAGAUAGAUGAUAAAAAAGGUGACCUUCGGAAGGAGAUUAAGGAGGAGUUCAAGAACCUCUUUGAUCUCUUGGUUGCUCGAGAAAAGAUCAAUCUGAUGACAAGAAAAGGAUCUUGGUUUGGUGCGAGGAGAAUCAUCUUCUGAGAAUGCUAAUCAAGUAAGAUUUUCUUCCUCUGAAAACUCUUAGACAAUUUAAGUUGAAGUGUCUUAAGUUUAAUAGGGAAGAUUUUAAAGAGUGGUUUAUGAAACUUGAGCAAUAUUUUGUGGCUGAAAGAGUUCUUAAGAACUACAAAGUUGGAGCUGCUAUGCUUAGUUUGGAAAGGAAAGCAUUAUAAUGGCAUCAACGUUAUUGUAAGGUGCAAGAAGGGUUUGAUAGGCUGGUUUGGGGGUCUUAUAUAGCUGAGAUGCAAGAUAGAUUUAUUCUUGAGCAAUAUAAAGAUCCUAUGGUUGAGUUGAUGGGAUUAAAACAAUCCAGUACUGUAGAACAAUAUGUUACGGACCAAAAUGGAUUGGGUUGGACUUGGCUAUUUUUAUGAUUACUGGACUUUGUUUCUUUAUUCUACUGUAAGGCCUAAGUGGAGUGAGGUCAUUUAACUUGCAAAAAUUGUGUUGGUGUUGAAGAAAAGGGAAGAGAAUUUUCAGGUUGUCAUAUGAGAAUUCAGGGAUGCAACUGUAGGGGGUGUGAGACCAAGAUAAAACGGUAAAGGAAUACUAUACUGUGAUUCGGUUAUGCAAUUAUGGAAUCUCUCUUUUCUUUCUACAACUCCCUUCUCUAUUUCUUCUUCCUUUCAAGUCUCUCUGAAUCUUUUUAUUCUUAUAACUUUCUGAAAAUUUCUUCAUUGCAAUCCUUUAAAAUUUGAGCUUGUAACACAAUACCAUGAUGACUUUAUGGGAAUUCUCAACAUGUUUCAGUUGAGUGAUGAGUAUGCUGUUCUUAUAACCUCUAACAAAACAAUUCUAGCAUCUAAACUUCCCUUGACUGAUACCAGUUCUUCUAGCCUCUCCUCUAUUUAAAUUGGGAAUCAUCACUGAUUCUUUUUUAUUGAGAUGUGAUUGGUCGCAAAAUUAAAACUACCAUUUGAAAGAAAUCCUAAGUUCUAUGAAGAUUUCAUAAAAAAAUAGAUUCAAGAGUACAUUUAUGUG
Durio zibethinus is the source of this 1814-nucleotide messenger RNA. The record is from RefSeq and is a predicted model, not a curated record. Lineage: Eukaryota; Viridiplantae; Streptophyta; Magnoliopsida; Malvales; Malvaceae.